UGCGCGGUGCGGCGCCAGGAAGCUGAACGGGGGCGAACACAGCCUGAGCAGUAACGAGUGCGGCUUUCAGGUCCCGGAUCAGAACUGCCAGGCUCAGCGGACGGAUGAGGAGCGGCCCAAGGUAUUAGAAGAGGAGGAGUUUCAGACAGGAACAUCACAAUCUGACUGAGUCAUCACACAAGUCAUCUGGGCCUGCAUCUUCUGUCUUUGAACAUGGAAGCAAAAAGCGCCAUUCACAGCGGAGAGAAACCAUACACAUGUACCAUCUGCGGUCGAUGCUUCUGCCGAUCAUCUGGCUUGUCGAGACACAAGCACAGUCACACCAGUGAGAAACCAUGCAAGUGUGGGGACUGUGGGAAGGGAUUCAGUUACCCAUUUGAACUGGAAAUUCAUCAGCGCAUGCACACUGGGGAGAGACUGUUCACAUGUUCCAUGUGUGGUAAGGGAUGCACUCAUUUCUCUGCCCUGCGCAAGCACUGGCGAGUUCACACUGACAAGAGACCUUUUAAAUGUUCAGACUGUGGGAAGUGCUAUAAAAGUUCCUGGGAAUUGACAUGCCACCAACGCGUUCACACUGACGAAAGACCGUUCAGGUGCUCCCACUGCGGGAUUGGAUUCAGGCGAUCGUCAGACCUCACUGUGCAUCAGCGUAGUCAUACUGGGGAGAAGCCAUUCAUCUGCCCCGCAUGUGGGAAGGGAUUCACCCAGUCAUCCCAGCUCAGUACACAUCAACUUGUUCACACUGAUAAGAGACCUUUUAAAUGUUCCGAUUGUGAGAAGAGUUUUAAAAGCAAAAAACAUCUGGUGACCCACCAGCGAGUUCACACUGGGGAAAGGCCGUUCACUUGUUCUGUGUGUGGGAAGGGAUUUGGCCGGUCAUCCUACCUGCUGAAACACCAACUGGUUCACACUGGGGAGAGGCCAUUCACCUGCUCAGAGUGUGGGAAGGGAUUUGCUUGUUCGUCCUAUCUGCUGAAACACCAACGGGUUCACAGUGGGGAGAAGCCGUUCACCUGCUCUGUGUGUGGGAAGAGAUUCACUUGUUCAUCCAACCUACUGAAACAUCAACGAGUUCACACUGGCGAGAGGCCGUUCACCUGCUCCACUUGUGGGAAAGGAUUCACGGUGUCAUCCAACCUGUUGAAACACCAGCGAGUUCACAAGUGACUGCAAACUUUGGAUUCUGCCAUUUUUUGCUGCUAUUCGUGACAUCAGGAUUGAACCAUGUUCGUUAUGACAAUUGCGCUUUGUUUUUGUUGAUGUUAAUAAUCCCAGUGAGGGACUUGAGUUUAAGAUUCUGGAUAAAUGUGAAAUAAAUCAGCUUUGUUUUGAA
Messenger RNA from Carcharodon carcharias (great white shark), 1333 nucleotides. RefSeq names its product zinc finger protein 2-like. Bases 214 to 1167 code for a protein of 317 amino acids. NCBI's taxonomy places the organism in Eukaryota, Metazoa, Chordata, Chondrichthyes, Lamniformes, Lamnidae. Gene Ontology annotation, biological process: regulation of transcription by RNA polymerase II. The transcript is spliced from 2 exons. The record is from RefSeq and is a predicted model, not a curated record. Gene Ontology annotation, molecular function: DNA-binding transcription factor activity, RNA polymerase II-specific; RNA polymerase II transcription regulatory region sequence-specific DNA binding. Gene Ontology annotation, cellular component: nucleus.